Physella acuta is the source of this 689-nucleotide messenger RNA. RefSeq lists its product as uncharacterized. The record is from RefSeq and is a predicted model, not a curated record. Gene Ontology annotation, molecular function: carbohydrate binding. NCBI's taxonomy places the organism in Eukaryota, Metazoa, Mollusca, Gastropoda, Physidae.
GUGAUAGUCAACAAGAGGUAGAAAGCUGGCAGAAAUCAUAUUGAAUUUCAAAAAAGAAUAUUGUUUGAACGCAAAGAUGUACCUUGCUGGCAGUUAAGUUUUCAAUCACAUUACCAGAGCACAUCCUCAACAUGUUGAAGCAGAUUCUUGCGUUUGUUUUUCUACUGGCAAGCGUCUCGACUGUGUAUUGUGGAGACGCACUGCAAAAGACACAUACGGACAACAGCACAUUUCAACACCAAUCAAAACGAAACGCUGGUUCAACACAGUACCAUAUGCCUUACUCUGGUGAUAUUAGACAUCCAGUGUUUGAUGGUAAAGAAAUCUACAUUGAAGGAGACAUUCUUGAACGUCCCCACAGAUUUACUGUGGACCUGUGUGAGACUAAAACUUGCUUCAACGACAUCGAAAUGCAGGCCGACUAUCGUUUUGCGACACAGGUAUUCUCCAUGAAUUACAGAAGGAAUCUGCAUUGGGGAACGGCAUCAGAAUACAGUGGGAAUCAUUUAGAAGUAGGGAAAAAAUUAAAAAUGACAGUUUUGAUUGAAAGCCAACAAUUCAAGAUAUUAGUCAACAGCAAAACUUUUGUUAUGAAGGCAGACGUUAGGGUGCCAAAAUUAAAGUAUAUUCGGAUUCGUGGGACUGCUAACAUUGAUUGGAUUUUGUAUUCAGUAAGAGACAUAUUUUAA